Messenger RNA from Coregonus sp. 'balchen', 14212 nucleotides. NCBI's taxonomy places the organism in Eukaryota, Metazoa, Chordata, Actinopteri, Salmoniformes, Salmonidae. The record is from the annotation of a GenBank genome assembly.
GAGGAGUGCUGGUGGUGCUUUUCUGGUUUCGGACACAUCAACUGGGAAGUGUACGCCACCUUUGACAUCUUGCAAGGUUUGAUAAAAGUAUGAGCGAUAUAGGCCUACAUUACAUGGUAAGUUGUUUCACGCUGUACCGCCGUGACCACAUAAACUUGAAACAUUGUUGACACACAGCACACGCGCCGGUGUCAUUACCUCAUCAAUGAAAUUGUGUAGCCUAACUAGUAAUGUUACUUUUGACCUAUUCUAAAAUUCGAACUAUUUUUCUGACUCAAUCGACGCGCAAUUUGUGUGGCCCGAAAGAAUGUCGCGUAAACAUGCCAAUGGAAAUGCCUCAUAAAGGUGCGAAAUUCUUAUGUGGCGCCAGUUGAAGCCGGUGUUUAGUUAGGCUAAUGUGCAGUGUUAGCCUAGCGCAAGGGUUCCCAAACUUUUUUGCGUCGGUGAUUACUUUUGUGAUAACAAAUUCAUCAGGGACCCCCUCAUAAUAUCAGAACACAAGUCCUACUUUAGAGUGCGAUAGAAAAAUGCAUACAAACAGUUUCUGCAGUGUAUGGCCAGACUAAUGACGUUUCGGACCCUGGGAAAGAACAUUUUAAAAUGUUGGCAUUAGUGAGAAAAUGUUGCAGUUUUAAAACUAAUUUCCUGCAAUUCUACACACUUUGCCUUGGGCAGAGAGAACAUUUAGCAGUUUAAAGCUAAAAUAACUGUGUAUUUAUGUUCAAAACAACAUUUUUGGGGAAUACAAUAAGAGUUUAGUUGUAAAAAUAUUUAUCAUUGUGGGCGUACUGUGGAUACCAAUAUCCUUGUGAGCCUCCUUGGCCCAUAUGUAGGCUAUCAUUCAUAAAACAGCAACCAAACAUGAUAUGAUGCAGCAUAGCUAUUGUCACCUAGCCUCUUUUCUACUCUGGAGUGUGCUUGGGUUUUGUUCAGUAGGUUUGUAGGCUGGUCCAUCUUGGACAUACUAUGCAUGUGAAUACAGGUUGCUAAAUUGGGUGUGCCCAUGUAUCUUGUGACUCAGCAGAGGUUCCGAAGGGAUUAGUGAUGAAAUUGCAUCACAGCGCUCCUGAUUUGUCUGUAGUUGAGAAAUACCACCCACAAAUUCUUGAACCAGAUAAAGACCUAAGCUAUAGAACAUUUUCACCUUAUGUUUACACUGGCAACAUUAUUUUCCAGUGAUCUUAUUCAUUCAGUACAUGUUUCUUCUGGGAGAUUAAGUUGAACCCAUUGGAACAGUUUAAAAAUCGUUUUUGUGUAACUGCAGAAAUGACAAUAGUGGGGACUAAUCAUUAGGCUUGCUUCACUUAUAGUUGAAGUGACAGGGAUAAGAUCGACAGGGUUUAACACAUCUUCCAUGUUCACUCUGUUUAUCUAAAAGACCCACAUUCACAAUGUCUAGCAACUGAUGUCUCAUUUUCUACACAUCACAUUAAAUGGCCUAUUAGUAAUCAAUCAUAUCUCAAUAGUUAAGUGAGAGUGAUUUUAUGAGCCAUCUUCAAUAUUGGCAGUUGUGGAAAUCCCCUUUUAUUGCUACCACUCUUCUGGUGUAGCUGACCUUUGUAAGCAUUUCACUGUUAGUCGACACCUGUUGUUUACGAAGCAUGUGACAAAUAACACUUGAUUUGUAGUUGUUUUGAUAGAGCAUCAGUGGUGUGAUCAAGAAUGCAAUUAUAUUGUUCCUGUUAUAAUAGCUACAGUACCAGUCAAAAGUUUGGACACACCAACUCAUUCAAGGGUUUUUCUUUAGUUUUACUAUUUUCUACAUUGUAGAAUAAUAGUGAAGACAUCAAAACUAUGAAAUAACACAUAUGGAAUCAUGUAGUAACCCAAAAAAGUAUUAAACAAAUCAAAAUAUAUUUUAUAUUUGAGAUUCUUCAAAGUAGCCACCCUACGAAGUAGGAGAGUGAUGGAGUGCUGCAUCAGAUGACCUGGCCUCCACAAUCACCCGACCUCAACCCAAUUGAGAUGGUUUGGGAUGAGUUGGACCGCAGAGUGAAGGAAAAGCAGCCAACAAGUGCUCAGCAUAUGUGGGAACUCCUUCAAGACUGUUGGAAAAGCAUUCCAGGUUAAGCUGGUUGAGAGAAUGCCAAGAGUGUGCAAAGAUGUCAUCAAGGCAAAGGGUGGCUAUUUGAAGAAUCUUAAAUAUAAAAUAUAUUUUGAUUUGUUCAACACUUUUUUUGGUUACUACAUGAUUCCAUAUGUGUUAUUUCAUAGUUUUGAUGUCUUCACUAUUAUUCUACAAUGUAGAAAAUAGUAAACAUACCUUUGAAUGAGUAGGUUUGUCCAAACUUUUGACUGGUACUGUAAGUGUUGUAAAGUAUUUCAUUUGAACAAGGAGCUCUGUAUGUACAAAGAUGAGGAAAUUGCUUGACAAACAAGGUUUGGAUGAUCUCAAAGACAUUCUGGGAUUAUUUUCUUGCCCUUCUCUAGUUAGUCAUUAAUAUGGACCUUUUUGAAGAUAUUCCCUUGAAGGGGAAGUGAUUAAUGUCAGGACAAUGUCAUAUUGUGAGGAAAGAAAGACCUAGGUUUAUGUACCAAAUGGCACGCUAUUCCCUACUUUUGACCAGAGCCCUCUAAAGUAGUGCACUAUAUAGGGAAUAGGGUGCCAUUUGGGAUUCACACCUACCUCUACAAUGGUCAGUUCCUCACCAACUUUGGUUACACUUUGCUUAGAUGUUAUGGGUGUCUAAAGUAAGCAACGGGAACUGGAUAACAAUGUUUUUCAUGUGUGCUUCAUCUUUAUCUAAGGUUGUCCUCCUAAUCUGGGCCCUCAGCCCUACGGUGGCAGAUCAGUCUGGUCUAGAGUUGACACGGACAGGAGGCAGAGACCGAAACAUGACACAGCGGGACAUCUCAUGCCGGGAAAACCUGGAGUACCCACAUGACAACAUCUGCUGUUUAAACUGCCUAGCUGGUGAGCCAAAUUGAUAUUUAAGAUUCACAGUCUACUGAGACCAGUGUAUGCACUUGAAAUGGUACACUACUUUUGACCAGAGCCCAAUGGGCCCUGGCCAAAAGAAGUGAACUAUAUAGUGAAUAGGGUGCUAUUUGUGAUGCAACGAGUGUCACAAGUCGAAAUCCAUCAUGGAAACUACUGGCGCAACUUUGGCCUUGUAUUGACUACGGUUAUACAACUACAGUAAUGAAUAUUCAGUGUUAAGUGUCUGCUGUAUGUACACCUGUUUGGAUAGCCCAGUAACUGUUGUUUCUCUAUGGCCUCAGGUACAUAUGUCAAAGCGUACUGCACGCGUACCUUGGAGAGAGGAACAUGUGAGGCCUGUGACAUUGACACAUACACUGAACAUGACAACGGACUACGACAGUGCUUAAAGUGCACCGAGUGUCGCUCAGGUAAUUCUGUUUAAUGAGUUAGCCCUUUUCAAAUUCAAUAUGAUCCAUUAGAAUGAAUGACAAAUUAAAUGGCUGACCUUCAAGGCUCCGAUCUAUCCCAUUUCAGAUAUUUGUGUCUUUAACAUGACAAACUCUGUAUUUUCCUCUCACAGAUCAGGUGACUAUGAAGGCAUGCACCAUCACUCAGGACAGAGAGUGCCAGUGUAAACCAGGGUUAUUCUGUGCCCCUGACGAAGCCUGCGAGGUGUGCAAAAAGUGCUUACGGUAUGUCCAGAGAAUGUGAGCUUACACGCUGAUGCUCUCAAACUAAAUCUAGCCUCCAUUUUUACUUCAUUAGAUUGUUGUAAAGACGUUAUUGCACAGUGGUGAAUAGCCUUCUUUUUUAUUUAUCAAUUACAAAAUCAAUUAAAACUGGGUUAAUAUGGCUUGGAAUUAUAUUUUGUUGAAACCCCCAUUAUCUCAGAUGUAAAGAGAAUGAGGUGAGGGUGAAGAAUUGCACCACUACGUCCAACACGGUCUGUAAGACCAGAAUGCCCACAUCCAGCACCGUCUCAGGUAUAACACCAGGCCCAGGUUCAGCAGACAAUACCUUGCUGCAUGCUCUGUUGUCUCCUGUUAUUACUGUGGAUUGGGAUUUUGUGUGUUAACACAAUAGAAUAUUAUGAAUGUUGCAUGUAUUUGGAAAAUGACGUUUUGAAUUUCAAGGGGCAAUCUGGUCACCUUGCCACUUAUUUGGUAAACAGCGGAGGGAUGGGGUUGUGACAUUAAACAUUAAUUUCUCUCGAUUGAAACAGCCGGUGUUAUUGUGAUUGUGGUGGCAGUACUGGGUAUCACUGCUGCAAUUGUCGGUGUCUAUUGGAAGAGGCGAAAGUGCUGUAAAAGGAGAGGUAAGGUCAUUUUAUAACAAAUAAAUACCUUUGAUCAUUCAAAAGUGAAGGCUCAGGGUGCCUUCCAAAUGGCACCCUAUUCCCUAUAAGCCCUGGUCAAAAGUAGUGCACUAUAAAGGUAAUAGGGUGCCAAUCAGAGAGCACAGAGCCUCAAAGCUCACUGCGUUAGCAGAGAUGCACUUAAAGCUGUCAACAGAACAUGUCAAUAUUGUACCUAAAAGUUAAGGGCCCUCUCUGAUUCAUACGUCAUCUGUUCCAGACUCCCAGAACACUCCCAGUGAGACGCUGAAGAUUGUGGUGGUGAGUCAGUCGGUCUCAUUCAAAAGUUAUUUUCACAUUCACCGUGUCAGACGCAAUAGGGCUGAUCCCAACUUAGGAAUUUGUCAUUCCUACGCACGCCUUUCCUAUGCACUUCUCAGUAUUUGGUAUUCAGACUUGCCUUAUUCAGUCGCAUAACACGCUCUGCAGGUGGGGCUACCUUGCGCGUUCUGAAUACAUCUAAUUCAACUGCUGAAAACCCUCCCACUUGCUGGCCUACAGAUUUUCUUGUGGAGUUUUCAUUCAAUGGGGUUUUCAGUACAUUCAUAAGCCACCCCUUUAAAUACGGUGCACCUUUUAAUUCGAAUUUUGUCGACAGACUCAACAGAAUACAUAGAGAGAACAGGUUAUGAGAGCACGCAAUACAUGUCAUGUUGAUAUGAUUUUCAGUUUGCUUCCAUAUGGCUGGUUUCAUAUUCAUCUCCAAGGAUCAUUAAGGGAAAAUCAUCUAAAACAAUUGCUAUGUGUAUUUAAAAUCCCCUUCUCCAAACUGAUUACUCAUUUACCUAGCUCUUAUCAAUAGAUCUUAUCAAGUUGUAAAUUACAGUGCAUGGAAAAUUGUUAUUUCUAUCUGGAAAAAAAUUAAGUAGAUGCUUUUUCCACUUGGAACCAGUAGGUUCGCUAGACCUUAUUCAUGGUUUCCUCACGUGUAAAGGUGGUGGAAUUAAGUCAAGGUCAGAAUACGGAGUAUCUGUAGACACACCUCCGCCACACCUUCAUUUAUUCGACUCCACCUCAAAUGAAUAGUGGGUGAAUAGCAUGCUAUUCUGAUGCUUAAGUUCAAGGUCAGAAUACGCAUAGAGAGAAAAGUGCAUAAAAAGGCAAUUACGUUACAUUUACGUGUGCUUAACUCUGGUCGGAGUCUGGGCCAAUCAGCACCGCAUAUCGAUUUAUUAAUUCUGAUAAAAUUACUCAGAUGAGCUGAUGGAAUUACACCACUUUGUGAAAACAUGGCGAACUGCAUAAGUGAACAAUUGUGCUUCAUUAGACUACAUAUCAUUUUUCAUACAGUGGGGGGAAAAAAGUAUUCAGUCAGCCACCAAUUGUGCAAGUUCUCCCACUUAAAAAGAUGAGAGAGGCCUGUAAUUUUCAUCAUAGGUACAUGUCAACUAUGACAGACAAAUUGAGAAUUUUUUUCUCCAGAAAAUCACAUUGUAGGAUUUUUAAUGAAUUUAUUUGCAAGUUAUGGUGGAAAAUAAGUAUUUGGUCACCUACAAACAAGCAAGAUUUCUGGCUCUCACAGACCUGUAACUUCUUCUUUAAGAGGCUCCUCUGUCCUCCACUCGUUACCUGUAUUAAUGGCACCUGUAUGAACUUGUUAUCAGUAUAAAAGACACCUGUCCACAACCUCAAACAGUCACACUCCAAACUCCACUAUGGCCAAGACCAAAGAGCUGUCAAAGGACACCAGAAACAAAAUUGUAGACCUGCACCAGUUUGGGAAGACUGAAUCAGCAAUAGGUAAGCAGCUUGGUUUGAAGAAAUCAACUGUGGGAGCAAUUAUUAGGAAAUGGAAGACAUACAUGACCACUGAUAAUCUCCCUUGAUCUGGGGCUCCACGCAAGAUCUCACCCUGUGGGGUCAAAAUGAUCACAAGAACGGUGAGCAAAAAUCCCAGAACCACACGGGGGGACCUAGUGAAUGACCUGCAGAGAGCUGGGACCAAAGUAACAAAGCCUUCCAUCAGUAACACACUACGCCGCCAGGGACUCAAAUCUUGCAGUGCCAGACGUGUCCCCCUGCUUAAGCCAGUACAUGUCCAGGCCCGUCUGAAGUUUGCUAGAGUGCAUUUGGAUGAUCCAGAAGAGGAUUGGGAGAAUGUCAUAUGGUCAGAUGAAACCAAAAUAUAACUUUUUGGUAAAAACUCAACUCGUCGUGUUUGGAGGACAAAGAAUGCUGAGUUGCAUCCAAAGAACACCAUACCUACUGUGAAGCAUGGGGGUGGAAACAUCAUGCUUUGGGGCUGUUUUUCUGCAAAGGGACCAGGACGACUGAUCCGUGUAAAGGAAAGAAUGAAUGGGGCCAUGUAUCGUGAGAUUUUGAGUGAAAACCUCCUUCCAUUGAAGAUGAAACGUGGCUGGGUCUUUCAGCAUGACAAUAAUCCCAAACACACCGCCUGGGCAACGAAGGAGUGGCUUCGUAAGAAGCAUUUCAAGGUCCUGGAGUGGCCUAGCCAGUCUCCAGAUCUCAACCCCAUAGAAAAUCUUUGGAGGGAGUUGAAAGUCCGUGUUGCCCAGUGACAGCCCCAAAACAUCACUGCUCUAGAGGAGAUCUGCAUGGAGGAAUGGGCCAAAAUACCAGCAACAGUGUGUGAAAACCUUGUGAAGACCUACAGAAAACAUUUGACCUGUGUCAUUGCCAACAAAGGGUAUAUAACAAAGUAUUGAGAAACUUUUGUUAUUGACCAAAUACUUAUUUUCCACCAUAAUUUGCAAAUAAAUUCAUUAAAAAUCCUACAAUGUGAUUUUCUGGAAAGAAAAUUCUCAUUUUGUCUGUCAUAAUUGACGUGUACCUAUGAUAAAAAUUACAGGCCUCUCUCAUCUUUUUAAGUGGGAGAACUUGCACAAUUGGUGGCUGACUAAAUACUUUUUUUCCCCACUGUAUCUUGUAGGAUGAUCAAAACAACAGGUCAAUUGAGGAGAGGCAGAACAACCGAAGUGCUGUGUCGGAUGACACACGGCUCCAUCCCUUGCUGGAGGUGACCCAGGCGGUGGGUGCCAAAGCUUCCUCAGCCACUGAGGAUGAGGACAAUGGACUGGGCGACAGCCUCCACAACACCACCAACUCCUCCCAGUCCAGUUUGUCUGCACUACCCUCAGCCCCCUUCCCCAGAUACUCCCCGCUUUCCAGCCCUUCGGUCAAGAGGCAGCCUGACAAUGCGGCUAGGGUGAGAGCAGCAGUACAGGGCAUGCUCAUGCUAACCUAACCCUUUUCUUCCCUCAAGCUCUUUUCUAACCACAUCUUCAUUGUUUCUUUAGAACUCACAUCCUAUUCUGGAUCUGGUCUUACUUCCUGUUCAUCUUUCUUUUCUCUGCUCAAUAUACAGUGCAUUCGGAAAGUAUUCAGACCCCUUGACUUUUUCCACAUUUUGUUACGUUAGCCUUAUUCUAAAAUUGAGUACAUAAUUUUUUCCCCUCAUCAAUCUACACACAAUACCCCGUAAUGACAAAGCGAAAACAGGUUUUAAGAAAUGUUUGCAAAUGUAUUACAAAUAAAAUCAUACCUUAUUUACAUAAUAAUAAUAUGCCAUUUAACAGACGCUUUUAUCCAAAGUGACUUACAGUCAUGUGUGCAUACAUUUUUACGUAUGAGUGGUCCCGGGAAUCGAACCCACUACCCUGGCGUUACAAGCACCAUGCUCUACCAAUUGAGCUACAGAGGACCACAUCAUAAGUAUUCAGACCCUUUGCUAUGAGACUCGAAAUUGAGCUCAGGUGCAUCCUGUUUCCAUUGAUCAUCCUUGAGAUGUUUCUACAACUUGAUUGGAGUCCACCUGUGGUAAAUUCAAUUGAUUGGACGUGAUUAGAAAGGCACACACCUGUCUAUAUAAGGUCCCACAGUUGACAGUGCAUGUCAGAGCAAAAUCCAAGCCAUGAGGUUGAAGGAAUUGUCCGUAGUACUCCGAGACAGGAUUGUGUCGAGGCACAGAUCUGGGGAAGAGUAUCAAAACAUUUCUGCAGCAUUGAAGGUCCACAAGAACACAGUGGCCUCCAUCAUUCUUAAAUGGAAGAAGUUUGGAACCACCAAGACUCUUCCUAGACCUGGCCUCCCGGCCAAACUGAGCAAUCUGGGGAGAAGGGCCUUGGUCAGGGAGGUGACCAAGAACCUGAUGGUCAUUCUGAUAGAGCUCCAGAGUUCUUCUGUGGAGUACUCCACCAAUCAGGCCUUUUAUGGUAGUGGCCAGAUGGAAGCCACUCCUCAGUAAAAGGCACAUGACAGCCCUGCUUGGAGUUUGGCAAAAGGCACCUAAAGGACUCUGACCAUCAGAAACAAGAUUCUCUGGUCUGAUGAAACCAACAUUUGGCCUGAAUGCCAAAUGUGUCACGUCUGGAGGAAGCCUGGCACCAUCCCUACGGUGACGCAUGGUGGUGGCAGCAUCAUGCUGUGGGGAUGUUUUUCAGCGGCAGGGACUGGGAGACUAGUCCGGAUCGAGGACAAGAUGAACGGAGCAAAGUAGAGAGAGAGAUCCUUGAUGAAAAGCUGCUCCAGAGCACUCAGGACCUCAGACUGGGGUGAAGGUUCACCUUCCAACAGGACAAAGACCCUAAGCACACAGCCAAGACAACGCAGGAGUGGCUUCAGGACAAGUCUCUGAAUGUCCUUGAGUGGCCCAGACAAAGCCCGGACUUGAACCUGAUCGAACAUCUCUGAAGAGACCUGAAAAUAGCUGUGCAGCGACGCUCCCCAUCCAACCUGACAGAGCUUGAGAGGAUCUGCAGAGAAGAAUGGGAGGAACUCCCCAUAUACAGGUGUGCUAAGCUUGUAGCGUCAUACCCAAGAAGAUGUGUAAAAACUGCCUAGUAAGUCUACAUCAAGAUGGAUGGUGGAAAGGGAGUAGCACUACUUCAAAAUGGGACACGGUUCUUUGGGUUCCAUUUGCCCGUGAGAGUAAUUAUGAAUUGGGUGAACUAAUGCUAUAUACAUCAGACUGUGGCUUUUAGCAAACGGUAAGUACAGUGGGGAAAAAAAGUAUUUAGUCAGCCACCAAUUGUGCAAGUUUUCCCACUUAAAAAGAUGAGGCCUGUAAUUUUCAUCAUAGGUACACGUCAACUAUGACAGACAAAUUGAGGAAAAAUAAUCCAGUAAAUCACAUUUGUAGGAUUUUUAAUGAAUUCAUUUGCAAAUUAUGGUGGAAAAUAAGUAUUUGGUCACCUACAAACAAGCCAGAUUUCUGGCUCUCACAGACCUGUAACUCCUUCUUUAAGAGGCUCCUCUGUCCUCCACUCGUUACCUGUAUUAAUGGCACCUGUUUGAACUUGUUAUCAGUAUAAAAGACACCUGUCCACAACCUCAAACAGUCACACUCCAAACUCCAUUAUGGCCAAGACCAAAGAGCUGUCAAAGGACACCAGAAACAAAAUUGUAGACCUGCACCAGGCUGGGAAGACUGAAUCUGCAAUAGGUAAGCAGCUUGGUUUGAAGAAAUCAACUGUGGGAGCAAUUAUUUGGAAAUGGAAUCUGGGGCUCCACGCAAGGUCUCACCCCGUGGGGUCAAAAUGAUCACAAGAACGGUGAGCAAAAAUCUCAGAACCACACGGGGGGACCUAGUGAAUGACCUGCAGAGAGCUGGGACCAAAGUAACAAAGCCUACCAUCAGUAACACACUACGCCGCCAGGGACUCAAAUCCUGCAGUGCCAGACGUGUCCCCCUGCUUAAGCCAGUACAUGUCCAGGCCCGUCUGAAGUUUGCUAGAGUGCAUUUGGAUGAUCCAGAAGAGGAUUGGGAGAAUGUUAUAUGGUCAGAUGAAACCAAAAUAUAACUUUUUGGUAAAAACUCAACUCGUCGUGUUUGGAGGACAAAGAAUGCUGAGUUGCAUCCAAAGAACACCAUACCUACUGUGAAGCAUGGGGGUGGAAACAUCAUGCUUUGGGGCUGUUUUUCUGCAAAGGGACCAGGACGACUGAUCCGUGUAAAGGAAAGAAUGAAUGGGGCCAUGUAUCGUGAGAUUUUGAGUGAAAACCUCCUUCCAUCAGCAAGGGCAUUGAAGAUGAAACGUGGCUGGGUCUUUCAGCAUGACAAUGAUCCCAAACACACCGCCCGGGCAACGAAGGAGUGGCUUCGUAAGAGGAAUUUCAAGGUCCUGGAGUGGCCUAGCCAGUCUCCAGAUCUCAACCCCAUAGAAAAUCUUUGGAGGGAGUUGAAAGUCUGUGUUGCCCAGCGACAGCCCCAAAACAUCACUGCUCUAGAGGAGAUCUGCAUGGAGGAAUGGGCCAAAAUACCAGCAACAGUGUGUGAAAACCUUGUGAAGACUUACAGAAAACGUUUGGCCUGUGUCAUUGCCAACAAAGGGUAUAUAACAAAGUAUUGAGAAACUUUUGUUAUUGACCAAAUACUUAUUUUCCACCAUAAUUUGCAAAUAAAUUCAUAAAAAAUCCUACAAUGUGAUUUUCUGGAGAAAAAAAAUCUCAUUUUGUCUGUCAUAGUUGACGUGUACCUAUGAUGAAAAUGACAGGCCUCUCUCAUCUUUUUAAGUGGGAGUACUUGCACAAUUGGUGGCUGACUAAAUACUUUUUUUCCCCACUGUAACUACAGUGCAUUUGGAAAGUAUUCAGAUUCCUGAGCCUUAUUCUAAAAUGGAUUAAAUUGUUUUUUCCCCCCUCAUCAAUCUACACACAAUACCCCAUAAUGACAAAACAAAAAACAGGUUUUUGGAAUUUUUGCAAAUGUAUAUAAAAAAAAUUACUUUAAUAUUUUACAUUUUUAGCAGACGCUCUUAUCCAGAGCGACUUACAGUUAGUGAGUGCAUACAUUAUUUUUUAUUUUUCAUACUGGCCCCCCGUGGGAAUCGAACCCACAACCCUGGCGUUGCAAACGCCAUGCUCUACCAACUGAGCUACAUCCCUGCCGGCCAUUCCCUCCCCUACCCUGGGCCAAUUGUGCGCCGCCCCAUGGGUCUCCCGGUCGCUGCCGGCUACGACGGAGCCUGGAUUCUAACCAGGAUCUCUAGUGGCACAGCUAGCACUGCGAUGCAGUGCCUUAGACCACUGCGCCACUCGGGAGGUUAAUAUCACAUUUACAUAAAUAUUCAGACCCUUUAUUCAACCUUUGUUGAAGCACCUUUGGCAGCGAUUACAGCCACUUGUUUUUGAAGAUUUAAUUAACCAUUGCUAGUGGCCAGGCCCAAGCACAUAAAUGUGACUUAUAGAUGCACAUGCAGGGUUGAGGAAGGGACGGAAUAAGGCCAGAGACAAGAAGCCCAGAGCUGGUGUUGAGGUCCUUCACCUCCUGCACGGCCCUUCAAUAGCCAACUUCAGAGCUAGUGCAAGGGCCUCAUUUAGGAGCCUGACUUAUAAUUUAUGACUGACCAUGUUUCUUUUUUUAAAUCUUUCUAGGAAGAUGUCCUUCUCAGAAAACUUGCUCCUUUGAAUGGUGAGAGUAUACCCUCUAUAUUUUAUGGAUUUAGACUAGUUAACAUACAAACAAUAUUUAGCCUUGUCUAUGACCCACUCUGCUGUUCUCCAUAUUUUCGUUGAUUAAGAUUAUAAUACAGGACAGCACGGUGGGCUUUGAUGUCAUGGUCUUGACAUGCCUUUUUUAUUUUAGGUGACGAGUCCUUGAAGAAAUGUUUUGAACUUUUUGAAGAGCUGGACGUUUACUACCAUAACAGAUUCUUCAGGCACAUUGGACUCAGUGACAACGCUAUAAAAAGCGCUGCACACCUUCAUCCUGAAGACCGAGUCUAUGAACUGUUGAAAGUAUGGUUGGAAAAGGUGGGCAUGCAAGCUGACAUGAAUGACCUAAUCAAAGCCUUACUUUAUUUGGACCAAAAGUUAUCAGCAGAAAAUAUUAUUUCUAAAGCCAUUGAAAAUGGUUUUUAUGAAUAUGCAGUAAAUGAAUAUGCAGAAAAUAAAAAGUGAAUGUACACGUUACAGCCUUAUUCUAAAAUGGAUUAAAAAAAUUUAAAAUCCUCAUCAAUCUACACACAACCCCAUAAUGACAAAGCGAAAUCAGGUUUUUAGAAAUGUUUGCACAUUUAUUACAAAUAAAAAAACUGAUACGCAAAUAAGGUAAGUAUUCAGACCCUUUGCUAUGAGACUCAAUUGAGCUCAGGUGCAUCCUGUUUCCAUUGAUCAUCCUUGAGAUGUUUCUACAACUUAAUUGGAGUCCACCUGUGGUAAAUUCAAUUGAUUGGACAUGAUUUUGAAAGGCACACACCUGUCUAUAUAAGGUCCCACAGUUGACAGUGCAUGUCAAAGCAAAAACCUAGCCAUGAGGUCGAAGGAAUUGUGCGUAGAGCUCCGAGACAGGAUUGUGUCGAGGCACAAAUCUGGGGAAGGGGUACCAAACCAUUUAUGCAGCAUUGAAGGUCCCCAAGAACAAUGUGGCCUCCAUCAUUCUUAAAUCGAAGAAGUUUGGGACCACCAAGACUCUUCCUAGAGCCAGCCACCCGGCCAAACUGAGCAAUCGGGGAAGAAGGGCCUUGGUCAGGGAGGUGACCAAAACCCAAUGGUCACUCUCACAGUGCUCCAGAGUUCCUCUGUGGAGAUGGGAGAACCUUUCAGAAGGACAACGGUCUCUGCAGCACUCCACCAAUCAGGCCUUUUAUGGUAGAGGGGCCAGGCGGAAGCCACUCCUCAGUAAAAGGCACAAGACAGCCUGCUUGGAGUUUGCCAAAUGGCGCCUAAAGGACUCUGGUCUGAUGAAACCAAGAUUGAACUCUUUGGCCUGAAUGGCAAGCGUCACGUCUGGAGGAAGCCUGGCACCAUCCCUACGGUGAAGCAUGGUGGUGGCAGCAUCAUGCUGUGGGGAUGUUUUUCAGUGGCAGGGACUGGGAGACUAGUCAGGAUCGAGGGAAAGAUGAACGGAGCAAAGUGCAGAGAGAUCCUUGAUGAAAACCUGCUCCAGAGUGCUCGGGACCUCAGACUGGGGCGAAGGUUCACCUUCCAACAGGACAACGACCCUAAACACACAGCCAAGACAACGCAGGAGUGGCUUCGGGACAAGUCUCUGAAUGUCCUUGAGUGGCCCUGCCAGUCCCCGGACUUGAACCCGGUCUUACAUCUCUGGAGAGACCUGAAAAUAACUGUGCAGCGACGCUCCCCAUCCAACCUGACAGAGCUUGAGAGGAUCUGUAGAGAAGAAAGAGAGAAGCUUCCCAAAUACAGGUGUGCCAAACUUGUAGCCCCAUACCCAAGAAGACUUGAGGCUGUAAUCGCUGCCAAAGGUGCUUCAACAAAGUACUGAGGAAAAGCUCUGAUCACAUGUAAAUGUGAUAUUUCAGUUUUCUAUUUUUAAUACAUUUCCAACAAUUUCUAAAACCCAGUUUUUGCUUUGUCAUUGUGGGGUAUUGUGUGUAGAUUGAUGAGGGGAAAAAAACAAUUUAAUCAAUUUUAGAAUAAGGCUGUAACGUAACAAAAUGUGGAAUAAGUCCAGGUCUAAAUACUUUCUGAAUGCACUGUAUGUCCCUGCUUCUAGGGAGUUCUGGGGAAAAUACCCAAAAUACACAGACAUGUACAGUAGGAGUCGUAACUGAGCUAUAUGUGUGUGGUUAAAUGAUCUACGGUACCUGCUGUGACAGGCCUAUUGUCUGGCUGUUGAAUAAUUCCCUCUGCAGUUUCACACAGUGAACUGGUAGGUUAUGGACAGGCUAGCGACUGUAGAGCUCCUGGGUGUUGAGUGAACACUGUCUACUGUAGGAGGAGGGAAGAAUAUACACUGGAUGUAGUUUACUCUGCUUUAGUGCAUGUAGUGGUCAGGCCAUCAUGGAUCAGGGCAUGGACCAUCCUGAAUGUAAUUUAAACACCAGAGCUGCUUCCUAAAUGGCACUGUUUUCCCUUUAUAGUGCACUACUUUUGACUAGGGCUCUGGUAAUGCACUAUAUAUAAAUACGGUGCCAUUUCGGAUACACCCCAGUGGGUUGUGUCUUGAUGAUUCAGCAAAGUAUGUAUAGCAUUGUUGUAUUUAUUUUUUUACAAUUUUUUUAAGGACUGGUUAA